UUUCGGACGUUCGGGCAGCAGAACCUGCAUAUAUUUGUACUACACAGUACCGCAAUCGCAGUCACAAAUCAGAGGCAAUAUUACGUUUUAUGGGCUAUGGUAACGGCCAAGCCUGAAAUAACCGGCGCUAUGUAGUAAACAAUUUUCCUGUGCGUGUUGCCAACGAACGUUAACGUGUCGCCCAGAGAUACCAAAAGAGCGGAACCACAUACAGUAACAAAUACAAAAAAAUAUAUUCAACAUAAAGUUCUAAAAAAUAAAAAAACAAAAAAAUAUAAAAGAAAACAGAGUCUAGCGAAAAAUAAAGAGUGCAUAUAGUUGAAACGUUGGUGGAAAGUUCCAAUCUGAUUUUCAUAACCAAGCGCACUGAACUCUCACCCUCUCUCAAUAUAUGCGUUAAUUGAGUGGGGCACGAGUGGAAAACCAGGCAAAAGACAUUGCGAAAAUUCAGCUAUACUGGCCACCGAAUGGAUAAUGGGUAUUUGUUUAGACACAGAUGCCAGCGCGGCACAAGAUACCGGCGAACCAGGCAACGAUUGGAAUCAUACACGGAAUCAAAAUGGCCCAAAUGCCGGACCUGGCAGCGUUAUGGCACUGAACGGCAAUGGGCGGCUCGGUUCGGGCAACAUCGCUGCUAUCGAUAUGCAAAAUGCUGGAAAGAUCAAAUUCGAUCCGCCCAAGGUGCCAGUGAUAUUUGUUUUAGGCGGCCCAGGUAGUGGCAAGGUCACCCAUUGCGAUACAUUCAUGCAGGAGCGACGCGGUGUUACGCACAUCAAUAUGAUGGAUCUGCUGCAGCAAUAUGCAAUGGGAAAUGAUAUGCAAGACUUUUCGCAACUAUCGUCGAAAACAGUCACCGAGGUGUUGAUGUUGGAAAUGAAAAUGGCUCCAGCUGCCAAAGCAUACCUAAUAUCUGGAUAUCCACGUUCCAUGCGCGACGUUGUCGAGUAUUCCGAGAAGAUACAAGUCGUAAAUGGCGUUAUCCUAAUAUCCUGGCGCCAGUCGGUGCUACAGAAACAAAUCGAUUAUGGCGCUAAAUUAGGUCAUGUUGUACUCUCCUUAGCCAAAAUGGAAUUGGAAAAUUUCUUUAAAAAUGUGAUGCCAGUCGCUGAUUAUUUUGAUCAAAGCGAUAUGCUGUUGGCCGUAAAUGGCGAGCGUGCGCCUACAGAGGUGUAUAAAGACUUUCGCACCGCUGUGCUUGACAUACUGAGCACGCUCGAGAAUCAAGAGGCCAUACUGAAUGGAGUUACAGGUAUGGGCAGAGGGAUACAUGAUAUACCCGGCAGUAUAGUUAGCGUAGACACCGCACCUAGUCAAGCCCAAGCGCCUCACAUUACAGACCAAGUCGUCGCACCUGUGCCAGGUGAGCGCAAUGUCACAAACGCUGUGAUAUCUCACAUAGCCGCCAAUACGGUCACAGCUGCAGCGACUCUCAGAACAGGCGGCACCAGUGCUGAUGACGACAGCGGCGUAGUUGUCACCCAGCAGCCGAAGCUCAGUCAUGCCGGCAACAGCAUGGAUGCCAGCUUUGAACCGGAGCCAACCAUACCGCCCAUUAUUUGGGUAAUUGGUGGUCCGGGCAGUAACAAGGCCACACUGUGCUUAAAGGCGGUUGGCCUUAAUCCGGGCUGGUCACACAUCAGCGUGGGUCGUCUACUGCGCAACAUUACGGACACUGCGCCACGUGCCAACACCGAGAGCUAUGCCGUCAAAGAGGCUCUUGCUGCUGGCGAAAUGGCCCCGGAGAAGUCGCUGAAUCAGCUGCUGGAUAACAACAUACGUCAACUGCAGGAUAAAUCGGGCAUUAUCAUUGAUGGAUAUCCACGCAAUCUGCAGCAGGUCAAAUACUUUGAAAAUAAGUACAAACAACGUCCACCCACCAUACUAUUGGACUGCUCAAAAUUACAGCUGGGUCGGGGACGUAUAGACGAUACGGUCUCCUCGUUUCGACGUCGUCUGGAGCUAUUCCGUGAGCAGACCUUGCCCAUGCUGAAGACAAUGGACAGCAGCAAUCGGUUACAGAUUGUCGAUGGCGACACGGACAGUCCCUCCGUACAGCGCGAAUUCGAGCGGCUUAUACGGAAUCACAUUCAACAGCUGACCAAUAAACUUGAAGGCGAGGAUGCCUCCGAGACGCUGGGCAAUCACGUGAUGCGCAACGAACAAACGGAUGCCAUACUGCACGAUCUGGAGACGAAUGUGCCGGGCGCGGUGCCCACGAUCAGUCAUCAUGUUAGCAUGAUGAAUGGCCAUCUGAAGAGUCGGGGCAGUGCUCUGGUUAGCGCUAAGAGACCCACACAAAUGAUGAACGGACAUGUGGCUGGACGACCUGGCACUGGGCCGGUAGCGCCGCUUGCUCAACCCGUCGAUUUUCGCCAUAUGCUCGAGGAGGCCGAACGCUAUCCGGUAGAUUCAUAUAUGUAGCAUCGGACGAGUAUAGGAUAAAGACGAUCUUAUUACAGAGUUUUAUAGUUUUUAUAAGCGAAAUUCGUUAAGCCCAAGUUCUAUUGUUAAUGUUGUUUUGUUGGUAUUUAAUAUUUUAUAGCAUGGCGCCACUUAGUUGGUGGUUUUUGAUAUACAUAGUAUUUAAUAAUGGCUAAAAAGAAUUAGGGGCAAUUUAUUUUCAUUGCAUUCAAAGUUGAAUAAGUUUAGUAGAUAAACACAGUGACAUACACCUUAAUAACUCGUAAGUGCCUUCACUUCACGGUUUCAAUACAAUUGAAGGUAGCAUUACGAAUAGCAAAAAGCUUAGAGUGAAAGAAAAACAAACUAAUAUAAAACUUAAUUUAAAAGAACACCUUAAAAUCUAUAAUGAAUAAAUAAAAGGAACGACCAAAUGUAGAUUUUUAAAUCUGUGCAAAAUACCUAGA
This is a messenger RNA of Drosophila virilis, 2867 nucleotides long. RefSeq lists its product as uncharacterized. Gene Ontology annotation, cellular component: nucleus; cytoplasm. NCBI's taxonomy places the organism in Eukaryota, Metazoa, Arthropoda, Insecta, Diptera, Drosophilidae. Gene Ontology annotation, molecular function: ATP binding; UMP kinase activity. Gene Ontology annotation, biological process: CDP biosynthetic process; UDP biosynthetic process. The record is from RefSeq and is a predicted model, not a curated record.